Molecule: messenger RNA, 396 nt
Organism: Aphanomyces astaci
Lineage: Eukaryota; Oomycota; Saprolegniomycetes; Saprolegniales; Verrucalvaceae
Exons: 1
Coding region: 31-186 (51 amino acids)
Source: RefSeq, a predicted model, not a curated record
GCCAUUCUCUGAUCUGCAUCGCCGUGCCCAAUGCUCUCCCUGGUCAAGUUCGCCGCCUUCCCCACGCUGUCCAUCCGUGAGACCCACGGCCCUGUCGCCACCUCCGGAACGUCCGUGCAACCGGCACAGGACAAGACCACGACCAAGGAUUCGGCGUGGGAACGAUCUGGCUGGGCGUUCAUCUAAGAGCUCCCUCCCAACAAGGCAUCGACGAACAAACUCCGAUGCCCCUAUGUACACUAUACCACCCCCACCCCAACUUGAUUUAUUGGCCCCAGCUGCAAGGCUUUCCCAUCAUCCAACCGACGUCCACAUCGUGGCUGCUGCUUCUGCUGCUACCGUAGGUCGGAUGAUGCCACACGUUUGAAUACACCUAUCUUUAUGUUUACGUCACGA